CAGUGCUGUCUGGACCGUGUCAGCUCGACAGUAUCUGUCUGACAGUCAGACAAACACGAAUAUCCUGUUUCCUGGACGUCAUUUAAACACACAGGUCACACAAGCAAAGUUAAGCUCUGUACAUAAAGACAUGUUGGAUAUUCUCCUGUGCCGUGUGCCUCUCCGCCUCUUUGGUCUGCACAGGGACAGGGAGUUGUCAGGUGAACCAUGCUCUCCCAGCGGUGACGCUGAAAUGGACCGUUUCGCUAAUCAGGCUACAUUUAGCUACAGACGGUGGACCGACUAUGAACAACGGGAGCCGCAGCAGUUUACAGGUCACAGUGAUGAGUCUCAAGGUACAGACUCGGAGAUUUGCACCAUUUCCUCAUUGGGUGCCAAAAACGCAGCGCUACCAUCGGCAGCUCCUGUACCUGGAGGCACAUUCACAGUGGAAGAUGCUCUGGAGGCCACUGGUUUCGGUGUCUUCCAGUGGAAGAUCUCCGCGCUCUCUGGAUUGUCAUGGCUCGCAGACGCCAUGGAGAUGAUGAUCCUCAGCAUCCUGGGACCUCAGCUGCUCUGUGAUUGGAGGCUGCCCAGCUACCAGAUGGCUCUGAUAACAUCGAUCGUGUUCAUCGGGAUGGGCUUCGGUUCACCUAUGUGGGGACACUUUGCCGACAAACAUGGCAGAAAACGUGGUUUGAUCAUCUGUAUGAGCAUGACUUUUUACUUCGGUCUGUUGAGCGCCUUCGCUCCAGUCUAUGGCUGGUUGUUGUUCCUGAGGGGUUUCGUAGGAUUUGGAAUCGGAGGAGCCCCCCAAGCGGUGACGCUCUACUCUGAAUUCCUCCCAGCGAAGGCUCGGGGCAUCUGCAUCAUGUUGACCGGGGCGUUCUGGGCCCUCGGUGCCGUGAUGGAAGUUCUCCUGGCAUUGUGGAUAAUGCCCACGCUGGGCUGGAGGUGGCUGCUCGCCUUGUCCUGUUUACCCAUGGCUCUCUUCCUCUGCCUUUGCUACUGGCUGCCUGAAAGUCCUCGCUUCGACGUUCUGUCAGGAAACAGGAGAAAAGCCAUGAGAACCUUGAACCUCAUCGCAAAACAGAACGGCAAGGUUUUGCCUCAGGGCAAGUUAGUUGCACAUAAACAGGACAAGCGUGGACGUAUCAGCGAUCUGUUUACUCCGCAGUACCGUAUGACCACUAUUCUGCUCUGGUUCAUUUGGUUUGCAAAUGCUUUUUCCUAUUACGGCGUGAUCCUGUUGACCACGGAAAUGUUCCAAGCUGGAGAUUCGUGUGGAGCGACGCAGGGCAGCAAGGCUGAACACAUUUGUAGUCUGGAGUGCAAAUAUUUGACUACAGACGACUACAAAGACCUGUUAUGGACAACGCUGGCUGAAUUCCCAGGUCUGCUUGUCAUUAUCUUUGCGGUGGAGUACAUCGGCAGGAAGAAAAGCUUAGCUCUGUGUUUCUUCAUGUUUUCUCUCUUUCUUCUGCCUCUGUACGCCUGCAUCGGAAGGACAGCUCUGACGGUCUUCAUCUUCAUCUCCAGAGCCUUCAUCUCCGGAGGAUAUCAAAUUGUUUUCCUGUACACACCUGAGGUUUUUCCUACCGAAAACAGAGCCAUAGCCAUUGGUACGGCUAGCACCAUGGCCAGACUGGGCGCCCUCAUCACACCUUUUGUGGCACAGGUGAUGCUCAGAGCCUCAGUGUACUGGACCUUGGCCUUCUACUGCGGCUGCUCAAUCCUGGCUGGCGUUGCAUCCCUGAUCUUACCUAUUGAAACGUUGGGCAGGAGUCUGCAGGAGACCACUGGCCACCUGGAGGCAGGAGAAGGUAGUGACACCCACCACCAGGAGGAGCUAUAGCGUAAACCUUCUCUUGUCUGAAUGAGACCGAACUCGUGGCUCCCGGACCCCUGAUGCUGCGAGGGUCUUUGAUCCCAGUUUUACGUUUGAGCCAAGGAUAACUGUAAUAUUCUAUGAAUUACAAAAACAGUCUGCACAUUUUUUAUUGUUUCUCAGGGAACAACGUUUCUUUUUAUAUUUAUAUAUUCUGGGAUUUUUACAAAGAGCAGGUUUAUUUUGAAUGAAGAUAAUAAAUUCUAAUUCUGUACAUUUGACCUGUGUUUUGGUUUGUU
Molecule: messenger RNA, 2106 nt
Organism: Cynoglossus semilaevis (tongue sole)
Lineage: Eukaryota; Metazoa; Chordata; Actinopteri; Pleuronectiformes; Cynoglossidae
Gene: svopb
Product: SV2 related protein b
Exons: 18
Coding region: 131-1834 (567 amino acids)
Biological process (GO): transmembrane transport
Cellular component (GO): membrane
Molecular function (GO): transmembrane transporter activity
Source: RefSeq, a predicted model, not a curated record